UCGCGCCACCUAGUGCGUUGUUUGCUCGCUUUGUGGGAAGUUUUGUUUUCAGCAGCAUGCAAGUGUUUUUGUGAGUAAUUGAGUAAUUAUCAACGAUGCACAAUUGCGUGUACCUGGAAUCGAAUCUGUGAACGUCUCUCAUGUGAACGAAGGAGCUAAAUAAUGUGGUGUGCCAGUGAUCGACAUCCGCCGAGCGUGCACCGAUCGAGACUGUAAUGCAAGAUGAGUUCCGAAGACCAGGCUCGCCUCAAAGGCUUUGUCAUUCCAGGCAAAAAGAGAGUAGCUCCGACAGCGAGUGGUCCUGAUGUCAAAAAGCCAAAGCCUGCAAAGGAGGGUGGGGACCGCUUCUGCUGGAUCUGCCACCGGGAACCGUCGUCACUGUGGUGUGACACGUGCCCACGUAGCUACCAUGCUUCCUGCGUCAACCUCAAGGUCAAGAGCCUCACUGAGUGGGUCUGCCCCGAGUGUGUGCGUGUCAUGGCUGCCGAGAAUGUGGACACACGCUCUGCCUCCCUCUCACUACUCACAGUGGAUGAGUUCUGCAGUCUCCUUCAGUUUGCCAUACAGAGGCUCAAGCAGCACACGCAUGAAGCUUUCUUAAAGCCUGUCUGCACGAAGACUUACACAUCAUACACCAAGUAUGUUAGUCACCCUUUCGACCUCAGUAUACUUGAAAAGAAUGUGAGGUGGAAGCACUAUGGCUGUACUGAAGCAUUCCUCAGUGACGCCCGAUGGAUUUAUCACAACUGUAUUAUAUUUAAUGGGUAUAACCACAAGCUUUCCAUGAGUGCCAAGGUGUUGAUGAAGGUGUGCAAGCAGGAGAUGGAAGACAUUGAGGUGUGCCCGGACUGCUACAAGAAUGCCAAUACUCAAGAGUCGUGGUUCACUGAACCCUGUAGAAGACCCCAUCUUCUGGUUUGGGCAAAGUUGAAAGGAUUUCCCUAUUGGCCUGCAAAGGCAAUGCGUCUUCAAGAUGGCAACAUUGAUGCCAGGUUUUUUGGUGCUCAUGAUAGGGCGUGGGUCCCCAUGGCCCAGUGCUUUCUGCUCUCUAAGGAGUCCCCGACGGACAUCAAGAAUCGCAAGAAGGGCCUCCACAAUGCUGUUGAGGAGCUGGAAAUCUACAUCCAGAAGUACCGCAAGAAGUUUGGCGAGUAUCGCUACAGCGCGCUCCGGACUACACUGACGGCUGAAGAUUUUCAGUGCUCCCAGGCAUCGCCCCCACCAGUGAAACACCAGCAACAAGAUGAACAGAAGGAGAAGGAGAGUGAAACAUCAAGCAAGUCUCCGAAAACAGAGGACAGUGAGCUUAGUUCAGCUCCAUCACUGGAUCCGCUCGAGAAGAACGUGCAGAGCGACACAACCAGCUCCUUGAAAGACAAGUCCAUGGCCGGUUCCACAAGGGACUCGCAGAGUGACACGCCAAACUCGUCAAAAUACAAGUCGGUAACCAGUUCGGCGAGUUCCACUCCCACGAGAGCAGAUCCAAGAAAAGAAACUGAGCUCAUCACGCCACUGCCUUCUCCCAGAAAGGAGACAUCGCUGGUGAAAGAAGAAAAGGGGGCACUAGUGCCACUUCCUGAUGGUGCACCGCAGGGGAUCUUUGAGGUUAGUUCCGAACUGCCGGGAGAACUGCAGAUGAAAGUCUCCAAAGAGGACAUGGAAGACCUUCCAAAGAUGAUGAACCGCAAAUUCGAAAGCCUGGUCAGCGCAUUGAAGAAGAUUGAACGCUCCAUCAGCAGUGACAGGAGCAAUUCUACUCCAGAUGCUGAAGAUGAGAACAGCAGUGACAACCGAACCGUGGCUUCGGCAGCCGGCAGCAUCCCAAAGAGUGGUCAGAGCCCGUCGUCAUGCGAGGUCUCAAGCACGACCGUGACGACCGACCAGGGUGAAGUGCCGUCCAGCCAGUUUGCCGCAAAAGAGCCACCCUCUACCGAAGAGCAGCCUUUAGCUCCAGCUGAUGAUUUCCAAGAGAAGCUUAAAAAGACAAUCCUCUCCUGCAAGGAGAAGGUAGGAGGCACUACCACCCUUCUAGAGGAGCCUGCUGAUGAAGAAGAGGAGAUGGAUGAAGAAGAGGAGGAGGUAGAUGACGAAGAAGAUGAGGAGGAGGAAGGAGUAGCGGAGGAAGCAACGGUGGAAAACGAGGCUGUGGACACCAGGCAACCCAAGGAGACUAGAGCUGAUGGCAUUUCAUCAAAACAACAGCAGCAGGCAGAGAAAGAUGCGGCUGUGCCUGAAAACAAACAUUCGCCACCAGAGCCACCAGAAGCCGCAGCUGCAGAGGAGGGAAAAUCAGAUGUGGAGGAUCCGGAAAAACCUGCUCCGUCUGCAGACAUGGUGGAAGACGAAGAGCAGCUUGCAAAAGUGUCAAAACCACCAGGCCGGGCUAAGAUGAAAUUCACGACCAAACGAAGUGAGCUCGACCCUCUGUCAUCACAGCCUCCUUCCAGUGGAACGACCACACCAACUCCUGUCCAACCUGUCAACCUGGACGAAGUGCAAAGGCCAUGUUCCGCUGAACCAAAAGGGGAAGACGACCCCAGCACCAAACUGUACAGCACAAGAAAUGAGCCUCUUGAUCAUAAGUUUGAAUUGCUCACUAAGCAUUCAUGUGCAGAAGAUGAAAGUGCUCUUGUAAAAAGGCAGCACGAAAUAAAUCAGAAGCUCAAGGAACAGCUGGAGCAAGCAAGUGUUUUGGUUGCAGCACUGAAACAUCAGCUAGAUGACACCAAGAAAGGGCGGGCUGAUGCACUUAAGGAGGAAUCAUGUACAGAAAAGACGUCUGAAAUUGUACAGAAAGCUGCAGAAAGCAUUGAGCGCAUCAGGCAAGAAUGCAAGGAAGAGAUGCUGGAAUACCACCAUAUCCUUGCUCUGACCCUAAAGGAAAUGAGAAUAUGCAUAGAUCUCGAACAUAAGAAAACAAGAGCAUCUCUUAUUGAGAAGCAUGCGGUAGACAUGGCUGCUGCUAUAUCGGAAACGAAACGAAAACAGUGGUGUGCUAACUGCUGGAAAGAAGCAGCGUUGUACUGUUGUUGGAACACCUGCUACUGCGACUACCCCUGCCAGCAAGCUCACUGGCCAAAGCACAUAGCAAGCUGCACCCAGGCAAAUAAUUCAAGCCAGCAAAAUGCAGGAGUUAUAUUGAACAAUGGCCCCACUAUCGCCGAGCUCUCUCUGUCUGCAGGCAAAGGAGCCACUUCCAUGUUGGUGCCUACUGGUGGCUUCCCAGCCUCUACACAUACUAUGGGAGGCCUUCCAUUUGAUCCUGUUGAAUAAAGAAGUUGGCUUUUUAUGUA
Molecule: messenger RNA, 3293 nt
Organism: Dermacentor andersoni
Lineage: Eukaryota; Metazoa; Arthropoda; Arachnida; Ixodida; Ixodidae
Gene: Zmynd8
Product: Zinc finger MYND-type containing 8
Biological process (GO): regulation of DNA-templated transcription
Cellular component (GO): cytoplasm; nucleus
Molecular function (GO): transcription corepressor activity; protein binding
Source: RefSeq, a predicted model, not a curated record